AUGCUAGAGUAUGCCAAAGUGUUACGUGGAAACGACCAAAAUAUUCUUAUUACUGCAUGCACAUAUGAUUACCAAUUUCACAAGCUCUUAGUUUUUUCCUCUAGCUCGAUUGUUGCUGCUGCCAGCUUGGGAUAUGUUUUUGGUCGUCCUGCAAAACCAAAAACUUCACGAAAGUUCUUAUCUCGACAAAAUUCUUUAAAUAAGUCUAAAAAUCCGAUUGAACGAUUUAAAUUAUUUUAUUCAAAAAAUAUAAAAAAUAAAAAUAAUAACUUUUUAAAAACUAUUAAAUCACCAACCACUGUUCAUCCUAUUAUGGUUCAUCUUAAUUAUAUAGUAGAUGAUGAUACUUCAUCUAUUUAUUCAGAUUCUACAAGUAUUUGUACAUUUGGUACAAUUGGUCGUAAAACAAUUCCUGAAUUAGAUUCUCUUAGAAAUUUACCUAAAAUUUGGGAUAAAUCUAUUAUAAACGAUACAUUUAAUUCUAUACCUGUUGAUACCUUACAAGAAGAAGAUGAUGAAGAUUGGGAUACUAAUAUCGUUGGUAAUUGUGACUCUUCAAGAUCAAAAUCUUCUUUACAAAAAUUACGAAAUGAUCUUUGUGAAUCUUUACCUUCAUCUUCUGUUCUAAUCAAAGGAAAUCGUCAAAGAC
Molecule: messenger RNA, 649 nt
Organism: Scutellospora calospora
Lineage: Eukaryota; Fungi; Glomeromycota; Glomeromycetes; Diversisporales; Gigasporaceae
Source: the annotation of a GenBank genome assembly